AACAACUGGUCAAGACUGGCACUUCACAACCGCAUCGAGGAGUUUUUCAGUCUUCGAUUAUAUACAAAACAAAAGUGCGAAUAAAUUUGGAAUUACGCUGUCCUUACUAAUUUGAGAUUGGAUACUACGGUUAAUACUACCUUUUCAACAAUUUGCUUAGGAGGUGUGAGGGAUUGCUUGCUCAUUGAAUUGUUUCACUAAAUGCUUACCAUGGGCUAAGUGUGGCAGUUUACAAGCGCAUUGUCGCUCGAGGUGUAUACCGCAGCUGAAAAUUGUGCGAACUAAGUUGUGUAAGAAUUGUAUACACAUUUAAUAUAAUUGCGCUUAUAGGAGAAUACAACAAAACAUCGCAAUUGAAACGUAUGCGUGCAAAGGUCAAUACUAGCAGUAAUAGGCUAGUGGUUGACAAUUUACUUAAAGUGACAUUUUUAAACAAUGGAUGGAAUGUUUCUCUUCGGUGUACUUAUCGUCGUCUUAAUGUGUAAAAACGUCUCUUCUCAAGGCUCCCAAGGUUACAUGGAGGAGGCGAUACAGAUCUUCAACACGAUCUUCCACAAGUAUGAGGCGAACGUACCCCCGAGGCGUAACCUCACCCUGCCACUGCUGCUCAACGUCAACAUGCACGUGAUGCACGUGUCCAGCCUGAACCUCCUGGAGCAAUACCUCGAGACCACCAUUGACCUGGAACUUACCUGGGAUGACAUGCGCUUGUCAUGGUUCCCGUUGAACGUGCGAGAGAUCACUGCGAACAGAAGCAAAGUCUGGAGCCCGGAUAUCUCCAUUGACAACGCAAUAGAUGAGCCAAAACAUGUCGAUGAUCCGCGGAUUGUGAUAAAAAGUACUGGGACGAUCUACUGGUACAAGCGUCUGAAGAUUAAGACGUCGUGUUCCACAAACGCUACCCAAGUUUCUGCCGUCUGCGACGUUGUGAUUGGCUCAAAUCUCCUUGACGACCGCGUCAUCGAUUUCAACAUGAGCGUUUCGUCAUGUGAUGCAAAAAAUGCGGUGACGUCACACAUACUUGAAAUCGAAGACGUCUCGUUUGAAAAGCGCAAAGAAGUACGCUGGUUGAAACCGAACGCUACGUUUCCCGAAUUCGCGUGCAGUUUGAGAAUGAAACUAACUGGCCCAGACGGCACUAACGGACAGGAGUUUCUCACGAGUUCCCAUGCCAGCCUCACAGGGUCGGUCACUUGCCCUGUGCUCAGUAUGUUCGUACUCAGUUCGUGCCUAGGAAUUAUUGGUUUCUUCUCACGCUUUGCGUGCAAGCCAUUGUAAUUUUAGUGCAGAGAGUUUUUAUCGUUUGUGUAUGAUUGUCAAUUCCUGAGUAUGUGUCUUUAUUUAUAUUCUCUUUUGAAAAUGUUGGAAACGAUCAUCUUUUAUUUAUUCACAUUUAAUUAUUUUUUUUGGAUAUAGUAUGUUGUUGGAACUCGCAGUGUCAGGCAAAUGCUACGCUUACGCUUUACGCUUAUCUUAUUUACGAUAAUGAUAUAUCGAGUAACAGCGUUGCGUUAGUUAGCGUCUGUUCCUUGGGGGAAUGCCAAGCCAACGUGUCUCAUUAUACGCCCACUAGAUUUGCUAACCGAGCAUAUUGCACCAACAGUUAUGUUCACAUUAACCUGCAAACUCUUAAACAAAAGAAUUGUUUAGUACUAAUAAAUAAUGAUUGAAGCUGUCAAUUAAAACAUAAUUAACGAAAGCCGUAUAGCAACAUGAAAAGUGUAAAAAAGAGAUGCAUACGUCAUUGGAAUGCGUGAAAAUGACGAUUUACAGUCCACUCUCGUUAUCUCGACAUCGGAUAUCUCGAUAUUCUCGAUAUGUCGAAGUAAGCUCAAUGCCCCAUUUUUUCCCCUUCUUUAUCUAUAUAAAAAAACAUCGCUUAUCUCGAUUUUCGUUAUGUCUAAUAAUUCGAUAUGUCGAUAUAAAAGUUUGUCCCGAGUCCCGAUUUAACAUGUAUUUGCUGUGGUUUAUCUCGAAGUGCGAAUAACUUUUCCAGUGUCGGCCAAAGGGGAGAACUUUUUCUUUGAUACUUCACCGUCCCGCUUCGCCCGGCUGCUCCCGAUACUGUGCGGUAGGAAAUUGAUCCGUUAAUUGCAUCAAUGAUCACACGUGUGUAAUGUCGUUAGCCAUUAACACUUGAUUAAGGCCUGUCACUUUAAGUUUCACUUUAACAUCAAUUAACUGCAAUUAAUACACAGCCUGCCGAAAGGCCGAAAGACUAAUUGUUUUUACAAACAACAUUCCAAAAUGCAUUGAGUUAUAUUUUUGCGUAUAUACACCGUCGUUUACUCGACAGUUUAGAAAAAUUAUAACUGCAUGUGUUCAUGCAAUUCUGUAAUACUUAAAACGUCAUUUUAAGCAUUUAAAUAGCAAAAAUAAUCGUGCCUCGUAAAACGCGUAUAUAUCAGGAAGAGAGUAUUAUGCCACACGGUGACGGCUUUACUUAGAUCACUUAGCAGGUAUUAAGAUGUCAAAAACAAGGUAAAUUUUCGUCUCAUUUUUUCUUUGAAAACGCCUAACCGGAUAUCUCGAACUCUCGUUAUCUUGAUAUUUUUUCUUGUUCCCGCCGACUUCGAGAUAACGAGAGUGGACUGUAUAACAUGUUUGUUCGAGGUUUGUCAGUUGGAUGUUUAAAAUAAAUCAUGCACGCUUUGGCUUAUCUGAUUCGCGUUAUUCGAAAAUUGUUAUAAUAUCAUAUGACGUUAGCGUAGCUCCAAAUGAGCCUGCGCAUCUGGUCGGGAGCUACCCUGUCCGCUAUUGAGACCACGAAACCAUGGUUAUUAAUUUACAGCGGGCAGCGAAGCUCCUGAUCAGUCUGCGACUUUGCGGGUCAUCUAUAACUUACAAAUAAUAUAUACUGUAAACAGUUGAGUAUUACGCGUCUAUCGACACGUGUUAUCGAUCAUGUGUCUAUUGGUAAGUCCAAUUGAUCACGGAGCUUAAUAACUCCAGGAAAACAACCUCUUUCAGAUAACACAACCCUAUAUGACACUGAAUUAUCAUCAAUUCACUGAGAUUUAAUUUGUAGUACAUGUAAGUGCCUUAAAUAUAUCAAAUAAAUAUUGUGAAAUAUCUACGCAUGUACGGUAUGUGUUUGCGUUUUAAACGUUCUCACCUGAACAUCAGAGCGCUUUAAGACGUCUUACUCUCAUGUGUCCGUAUUUUAUACAGCAACAUCGCAUUCUUUGCAGUUGGUUUGACGACAAGUUUAUAAAUGCAGCAAAUUUAAUGCAUAUGUGGAGAUUAUGUAACUAUGUUUUAUAAUUUUUAUUAUUUUGUUCAGAUUUUGAUUUCACAGUGUGGUAUGAAUGUGUCUAUGUAAGACCUACGAUAUGUACAUAAAACGUUUGUGCAUAAACGUUUCACGAAUGACAGUUAUGGUACAAUAUGGAAAGUGUGUUUAGUUUGCUAUGUAAACAAUUCUUCUCGAUUCUUGUCUGAAAUGACGAGUAUGCAAGUAUUUCUAUGUGCAAAAUUAUGCGUUAAUUAGUAUGUCUACUUAAAUAAAUCCUCAAAGUUUGUAAUUAAGAACGAUAUUUGCAAACACAUUUUUGGUGAUUUAUAAAAGAUUAUACAAAACAUGAAAUGUAAUGUCUUUUCAGUUGCUUACAUUUUGUAUUUCGCCCUGCACAAGUGUACAUUAAAUAUUUUUUCUGCUCAAUACUACAGAAGAAUCGAAUAGCAAAUUCCUAUAUCUGAAAAAAGAUGACUAAAUGGAGCUUUUUCAAAUGUGUAUUGUGUGUAAACAUGUUUAAAUAAAUCAUAUUAAUAAAUAUUAUUGUUAAUGUAAAUACAAUGUAUCCAGUAUUUCCAAACAUAUCCAUUUUUAAAUGAUUUUGGAACAACAAAUGACUCUGGCUGCUUAUUUCCAUAGCAAUGUAGUUAAAAUUUGCAAGCAGCCAUUUCUACAGAGCUCUCGUUUUACAAAAGAAUUGACUCAGUUUUAAUACAAAAAAAAUUAAUUUGCUUUUUUCAAUUAAUUAAUAGCGCUUAUCUAUAAAAAAAUUCUGAUUAAAAAAAAAUCAAAAUUAAUCCGAUUCCUUUAAAUUCUAUGUUUAAAAUUUUCAUUAACGACAUGAUGAAAUUCGUUUAAAUUUUCAAAGUUGAAUGACCUUCGUGUGUUGAUGAUCGUUAAGAAAUGAAUUUUGGCUGCAGCAAAUUAUAUCAUUUUCACUAUUUUUCCACUACAGACGAUUUAUUCCCAAAGUGUUGUGUUUUCAACUCCCUUUGAACUUCUGGCUGGAUCUCGCUCAAACUCUCCCAGUUAAAUGACCUUAAUGUGUGGCUUAUGGUAACAUGGAAGUAUGGCUGCGACAAGCUUUUGGAAGAAUUCUUUUUUCUAUAACUGUGGUUUAUAUAGUAUGUUAGGUGUGUAUGUGUGUUCAAAUCCUCUUCCUGCUUGCCGAGUUUUGCUCAAUCUUCCAUCACAGCUGUAUGUGUAUGUGAUCUUUAUGAAACAACUUCGCCUACGACCGGUUUUGGCACUUGAUCUGUUCUUCUGCUGUAGACUACAUAGGGGGUAUCUUGUGCCCACCAUGCGUUCUAGAGGUAUCAGUGGAUGUCGUAUAUUUCUGGCUCAGUUUAUAGUUGUUAUAAAUUAAGUAGAUAUUUUUUACAAAGCGUUUUGAGUAUAGACGAGUUAACGCGUGACGUCACACGCACCUGCAAAGUUUAGUCUCCGCCCACUGGUUGGCAAAAGAGGUGGAAUUUAUAUAAGCGCAUAUAGAGAAGGUUGACGAAAUCUUCGUUUUUAAUGAUAAUCAUGCACAAUAUCAAAUAUAAUUUUACUAAUUAUGUCUGAAUAAAACAUUAGCAUGCAAGGAAAUGCAUCUUUGGAACGAUUACAUUGUUGUUAUUAUUAUUUGUUUUUACUGACAACGAACUCGGGAGUGGAACACAAUCUAAGAGUUCGGUAUGUGGUUAAACAAAAAUCUCUCUAUUCUUGGCACUUCCUCGCGACCAUUUUUAGUUAAAAAAUGCUCAGAAAUUGAAAUUCUUUCAGAAUAAAUUAAAUUUAAUGAACGAAAACAAAUAAGGAUAAAAACAAACGACGAAUAGGUCAAUUGUAUGUACGCGACUUAUAGGGUAACUGAUUUGAACCUUAUAUGUCUGGAAAAACUUACCUUCUUACACAUUCAAUAAAUUAUAUUGUUUAAUGUAAUUGUUUUAUUUAAUUGUUCACACUAAUUUAGGCACUCUUUGUAGCAGCAUUUAUAUCCCGGUGUUUAAUUGCACCUUUGUUAUCAC
This is a messenger RNA of Dreissena polymorpha, 5247 nucleotides long. RefSeq names its product neuronal acetylcholine receptor subunit alpha-3-like. Gene Ontology annotation, molecular function: neurotransmitter receptor activity; transmembrane signaling receptor activity; extracellular ligand-gated monoatomic ion channel activity. Gene Ontology annotation, cellular component: synapse; membrane; neuron projection. NCBI's taxonomy places the organism in Eukaryota, Metazoa, Mollusca, Bivalvia, Myida, Dreissenidae. The transcript has 4 exons. Gene Ontology annotation, biological process: regulation of membrane potential; chemical synaptic transmission; monoatomic ion transmembrane transport. The record is from RefSeq and is a predicted model, not a curated record. Bases 436 to 1278 code for a protein of 280 amino acids.